Molecule: messenger RNA, 727 nt
Organism: Misgurnus anguillicaudatus (oriental weatherfish)
Lineage: Eukaryota; Metazoa; Chordata; Actinopteri; Cypriniformes; Cobitidae
Source: RefSeq, a predicted model, not a curated record
CUUUGUUCGCCACAGUGGCAUGAACCUAAAAACAUUGAUUUGUUAACUUCGCAUAUGAUAUACUGUACAUGUAACGUUAGCGUUUGGACGAGAUGACUUCUGUGCAAAGAAAGAUCCCAUAUACAACUAAAGCCCCUAUUAGACAGGGCAUAUACAGCCAGGCUGUCGUGGUGGAUCGCACAAUGUAUAUCUCAGGACAGCUGGGCAUGGAUGUAUUAUCAGGACAGCUGGUUGCAGGAGGAGUGCAGGCCCAGGCCAAGCAGGCUCUUAUUAACAUGGGGGAGAUUCUAAAAGCCGCAGGAUGUGGAUAUGAAAAUGUUGUCAAGACAACGGUGCUGCUGGCAGACAUAAAUGACUUCAAUAAUGUCAAUGAGGUUUACAAGCAGUUUUUCACCUGUAAUUUUCCAGCCAGAGCUGCCUAUCAAGUAUCUGCCCUGCCCAGAGGUGGACUUGUUGAGAUUGAAGCAAUCGCUGUGUUGGGACCCAUCACUGAUUCCUCCUGACUAUCUGACCACAGCAUGCAUCACAAACUCUAAAUGGUGACAGACAGUGGCCCCAAAAAAGCAACUACACUAAAACCCCCUAUAAAUACACAUCCCCUGCACUGAGAUCAAUUGCAGUUAUAUAUACAGUAAUGGUGAUUAUUGUAUUACAAAGUAAAAAUACUGUUGAUCUGUCAUCAAUUUACUUAUGACAUCUAAAAUACCAACAUUUCUAAAUAUAGUCA